UGAUCAUUCCUUUUGAAGAGCCCACAGAGCUGAUAAAACUCAAUACACCCUCCACUAUUCUUGGGGGGCAUAUGGCCACAUAUUUUGCUCUCUGGGCUGUUAUCGGAGAGCGCUUUUUUCAGAUGAAGUAAACUUCCAGUUUGUUGAAAUCUAAGUGUACAAAUGUGUUCAUGCUUAUUUUGUUCUACCAAACAUUCAGUUCUUCCAAAAUCCCAGAAAUGUGUGGCUCUUAAACAUUCCUUAUUUUAAAACACAUUUGCACAAAAGAGAGGGAGAUCUCAUUCACCCUUUAUCACCAGGGCAACAUCUCUGUAGACAGCCAAUUUUCACAUCAGAAACGACUUGCAUUGUGUUCUCAAUUCACUGCUGACACUAUUUUUUAAAAAACCAAACAAUUAUACACGCUCAGUUAUUUUGAGAUAGCAACCCUAAUUCAGCCUUACCUUAGGCAAUGCCUCGUAGUUCGAGGAUGAUGGUCCUCCAUCUUCGCUAUCUUGGGGAUUGAUCCGUAGAUGGCUGAAGAGACCUAUUCUUGAUCUGCAUGUUCUCCCGCAGUGAGGACAUUGGUUUCCAGGUGGAAGGCGGUCUCGGUCAGGGUUGGCUUGACGGGCCUUCCUCUUGGCACGUUUCUCCUUUAAGCCCUCCAUUCGUGCCUCUUCAAACUCCGCAGCACUGCUGGUCACAGCUGACCUCCAAUUAGAGUGUUCAAGGGCCAGGGCUUCUCAGUUCUCAAAGUCACAGUUUUUAAGGUUGGCUUUAAGCCCAUCUUUAAAUCUCUUUUCCUGCCCACCAACAUUCCGUUUCCUGUUCUUGAGUUCGGAGUAGAGUAGCUGCUUUGGGAGACGGUGAUCGGGCAUUCGGACAACGUGGCCAGUCCAGCGGAGUUGAUAGCGUAGGAGCAUCGCUUCAAUGCUGGUAGUCUUUGCUUCUUCCAGCACGCUGACAUUUGUCCACCUGUCUUCCCAAGAGAUUUGCAGGAUUUUUCUGAGGCAACGCUGAUGGAAAUGCUCCAGGAGUUUGGUGUGAUGUCUGUAGACGGUCCACGUUUCGCAGGCGUAGAGCAGGGUUGGGAGGACAAUUGCUUUAUAAACAAGCACCUUGGUAUCUCUAUGGAUGUCCCGGUCAUCAAACACUCUCUGCUUCAUUCUGAAAAAUGCUGCACUUGCAGAGUUCAGGCGGUGUUGUAUUUCAGUGUCGAUGUUGACUUUUGUGGAUAGGUGGCUGCCAAGGUAGCGGAAAUAGUCAACAUUUUCUAAUGUUACACCAUUGAGCUGUAUUCCUGGCAUUGCAGAGGGGUUAGCUGGUGCCUGUUGGAAGAGCACUUUGGUUUUCUCGAUGUUCAGUGAGAGGCCGAGCUUCUCGUAUGCUUCUGCGAAGGUGUUUAGAGUGGCUUGUAGGUCUUCUUCUGAAUGUGCACAGCCUACGUUGUCAUCGGCAUAUUGGAGUUCUGUAACAGAUGUUGUGGUGACCUUGGUUUUGGCUUUCAAUCUGCUGAGGUUAAAUAGCUUGCCAUCUGUUCGAUAGACGAUUUCCACCCCGGUGGGAAGCUUCCCAUCAACAAGAUGUAGUAUCAUAGCGAUGAAGAUGGAAAAUAAGAUAGGGGCAAUAACACAUGCCUGCUUGACACCUGAUUCCACCUUAAAUGGGUCACUUUGGGAGCCGUUGCUGUCCAAGACUGUUGCCAUCAUGUCAUCAUGGAGGAGCCGCAGGAUGUUCACAAAUUUGUCAGGGCACCCGAUUUUCUGAAGGAUGGUCCAGAGAGCGCUGCGAUUCACUGUGUCGAAUGCCUUUGCAAGGUCAAUGAAUGCCAUGCACAGAGGUUGGUUUUGUUCCCUGCAUUUUUCUUGGAGUUGUCGUGCAGUGAAGAUCAUGUCCACUGUUCCUCUGGAGGGAUGGAAGCCGUUCUGGGAUUCUGGGAGAGUGUCUUCUGAGACAGGGAUAAGGCAGUUUGCAAGGAUUCUUGCGAGGAUUUUCCCAGCGGAGGUUAGAAGGGAGAUACCGCGAUAGUUCCCUCAGUCUGUUCUGCCCCAUUUCUUGAAAAGGGUGAUGAUGGUGGCAUCCUUGAAGUCUGCUGGAUUUUCUCGGUCACCCACACCUUUUCAAUGAGCUAGUGGAGUUGUUGUAUCAGCUCAGAUUCACCCGUUUUGAAGAUUUCAGCAGUGAACCCAUCAGGUCCGCUGGCUUUGUUGUUUUGUUUUUUUUUUUGUUGGCUGAUGGCAUUGCUAACUUCUUCCAAACUAGGCAGUGCUGCAAGCUCAUCCCUGGUUUGUUGUUGCGGGAUUUGUGAGAGGGUCUUUUCGGCCACAUUGGAGCUGCGAUUCAGCAGGUUCUGGUAGUGCUCUUUCCAAUGUAGUGCAAUUGAUGUUUUGUCCUUCAGAAUUUUGGUUCCAUCUGAUGAGCGUAGGGGCUGUAUGCCAUGGUUUCUUGGUCUGUAAAUGAUCUUUGUGGCUUUGAAAAAUCCCUGAGCAUCAUGGGUAUCUGCAAGCACUACAGAUUCAGCACUACAGACAUGACAACCAAGACUUUUACAACCUAAGCCUGGGAGUGCAGAUCCCAGGCUGUGGAAUUAAUGAAGUUUAAUUCAACUUUACCUGUCAUGGUUCAAUGCUAUGGAAUAAUGAUAGUUACGGUCUUAACAAGGUCUGUCAUGCCACAUGAAGAUCCUCACUGUUUACUCCUAGUUAAUAAACUCUUUUUAGUUAGAGGGAUUCAUAUUUUAUGUACAGUUGCUGGGGGGUCAGUCUAGACAGCCUCUUUGCAUUCGAAGCCUCCAUUGCCCUGCCCCUUUAAGAAUCCCCUCAGGAGCGGAGCCUCAGGCAAGGCACUUAUGGUUCUUGGAAGAGUCAGUCUUUUCGUGACUGAAAAGGGAAGAAAGGAAGACCGGAAAGUCUACAAAAAGCACAUCCAGUCAGAGCUGUAUUCAAGUGCAGUUGGAGCUGUAUUCAAGUUCAAUUAGAGUUAAAUAUUGAGACCAUCUUAGAGACCAUUGAACACUAUACAAGAAAAAGACAAUAAGAAGAAAUAAAAAUUCAAGAAUCAGUUCAGUCAGAACUGUGUCUAUUUCUCAAAGGCUACCUCUCCUCAUAAAGACUUUGUAUUGUAUUCUCGGGAAGAAAGAAAGUCUAAAAUUCUUGUCAGUUAAUAAAUCCUUGUAUGAUUCAACUAUAUAGUCUCCAUUCUGUUCCCUGCGCAGGCAGUUCACCUUCCAAGUAGUUAAGAUAGCAUGGGGGCAGAACAAUGUCCUUAGCCUUCCCUGCCAGAGAGUCUGAUGCCACACCAAAUUACAAAUCCCAGGCUUCCAUAGCAUUGACUCCUGGCAGUUAAGAUGGUGUCAGACUACAUUAAUUCUACAGUGUAGGUCACAGUGUACUACAAUUUAUUCUUUUUUAAAAAAAAAAUCUAUUUUUUCUGAUGCUUUCAUGUCCAAUAAAUUUAAGGGGGGAAAAUCCAAAUUCCUAUCCAUCCCUUUCCUAAUAUGGCAAUGAUCUGCAGAAUUAACUCCUUCAUUGUUCCCAAAGAUGUUUAAUUCAUUAGUGGUAUUUAUUGUAUAGGAAUUAUUAUUGUUUAAAAUGAUCUGUAUUAGAGAUAUGUACAUCAAGAUUCAAGACAAGAAAUGUCAGGGAUUUUCGAAUGGCAGCAAUGGUAGUUAAUGAAUAUGAAUCUUGUUCUUAAAAAUGGGUAAAAUAACGGUUAGUUGCUCAGAAUAGAAGAUAAUCUCAUACAUCAUAAAGGUGUUGCACCUGCAAUUCAUAUUUUACAAAUUUGAGCAUAAGGACUCCUUUACAAUUGCAUGACUUUAGCAAUUUAGGACUGACUGCUACACAGGGAAGAAAGCUAAUAAAAUUCAAGAUUCUUAUCAGUUGUUUUUAGCUGUUAUUUCCCUGUGCCCCUUCUUUAAGUCCCCCUGCCGAACAUAUGCUUCCUGCCGUACCUUACCAGGUAACCAGAGACACACACCAUCUGCCUAGUACAUAAAACAAGAGGCUCCGGGAAAGUAGGACUUUCAAUAAAGACAACAGCAAGGCUCUCGGAGAUGGGCGAUCAGAGGGCUAUUGUGGCUGCCAAGGAAGGAGACUUGAGUACUUUGGAGCGGUUGCACGUAGAUGGCAUUUUGGGCCAGAAUAUCACGGACUCCUUAGGGGCAGGCCUGGUUCAUCAUGCCUCACGAGCUGGCAGGCUCGAAUGCGUCAAGUUCUUGGUGCUGCAAGCAAAGCUUCCCGGGAAUCAGAGAGCAAACAAUGGUGCAACUCCAGCACAUGACUCUGCAGCCAUGGGGAACUUGGCUGAACUGCAGUGGCUGAUCAAAGAUGGAGGAUACAGCAAGCAGGAGCAGGAUGCCUCCGGAGCGUCUCCACUCCAUUUAGCUGCUCGCUUUGGACAUCCAGAGGUUGUUGAGUGGCUGGUCCAAGCAGGGUUUGACACUGCAAUGGAGACCCGGGAAGGAGCCGUACCAGCUCAUUAUGCAGCGGCCAAGGGAGACCUCACAUGCCUGAAAGUGCUGGUUGCUGCAGACCACAGUUGUGUGAACAAACAAACCAGGAGUGGAGCAACCCCUCUGUACCUUGCCUGCCAGGAAGGCCACCUCCACAUCACCCAGUUCCUGGUGAAAGACUGUGAAGCCAAUGUGCACCUGAGAGCCCAUGAUGGCAUGACUGUACUGCAUGCAGCUUCCUGCAGUGGCCAUUAUGCCGUUGUCAUUUGGCUGGUAACCUUCACGGAUCUCAGCCUCGCCACACAGGACGUGGAGGGAGCCACCGCACUACACUUUGCUGCUAGAGAGGGGCACACUGCUAUUGCUGACAGACUCCUCCUCAUUGGUGCUCAGAUUGUGUUGGACAACUGGGGAGGAACCCCUCUCCAUGACGCAGCAGAGAAUGGGCACUUGGAGUGCUGUCAGACACUGAUUUCCCAUCAAAUCGAUCCCAGGAUCCGUGAUGUGGAUGGAUACACAGCAAGGGACCUGGCGGAAUACAAUGGGCACAGGCAGUGUGCUUGCUACCUGCAGGAAGCAGAGAAGAUGGCAGACCAGCAAAGUGGUUUUAGGAAUCAAGAGGCCAAAGGAAGAUCAGCAGAGAAGGAAGCUAAGGCCAAAGAAAGAUCAAUAGAGAAAACCAAUAAACAACACAAAGUGGCAGUUGGACAAGAGUUUCGGCAGCAGGCAAUGAGACCGCUUCAGUCAAAUAUAAGCUCUACUACAUCAAACAUGCAGAAAGAAGUUAACACCCAUCUUCAGAAAGUAUCUGCUUCAAAGAUGGUAAAACCUGCUGAGACCAAUAAACCACUGACAGCUGAGCUGAAGAUAAAUAAAUCUCUGCAGAAGGCGAGGAUUACAACAUUGUUUUCAAAUUCUAAUGAGAAGGCUGAGCCGCCGAGUGAUGUGGUACCAAGGAACCUCCUUUCAAUGCUGGAUGAGUUGGGAACCUCAGACAUUGAUGCGCUGGUGCCUACUCAUGAUGACCGGGGUUCUUCUAUCCCAGAGUGGAAACGGCAGGUGAUGGUGCGGAAAUUGCAGGCCCAGCUGGCAUCUGAAGAAGGGAUGGAUAGGAAGGACAAAGGAAGCUGUGCACUGGGGAUGGAUGACUGGCAGUACUCCCAGGUUCAUAAUGCCAUUCUGGGCCCCUUUGGGGAGCUGCUCACCGAGGAUGACCUGCUGUACUUGGAGAAGCAGAUUGAGCAACUGCAGGUGAAGAAGAAAUGCCAGGAAUACGAGAGUGAGCUGGGACGCCUGACAGAGGAGCUGCAGGCAGUUCUUCCUGUUCCAAUUGUCAGCAUCUCAGUCAAUAGUCAAUUUCUGCAGCAGGAUUCUGAGAAGAACAGCCAUGAGUUCCCUGCCUGGUGCAGUCAUGUGUCUGGUGUAGUCAAAAGCAUGUCCAUGUUGCUGACAGGCAUCAAUGGUAUGAAGAAAGAGGAAGAGAAUGAGAGGGCUGUUAUCAAGCCAAGCAAAAAAGGAAGUUUUUCAGGAGGCAUGGUCAAAAGGGAGAUCCUGGAGUGUGGUGUGUCUGUAAAGGACCUGAGAUGUAACUUUGAAAAACAAAAUAUUAUUGGGCCUCGAGAGCUAAAGACCAUAUCCUGGCAGCAUGGAACGGGGAGUGAAUCAACUUCCCCAAUGUUUUCGGGUAUUUGCAAGAGCAAGAGGCAACUGGUUUGUGAGGAACAUGAGAUUGGAGACCUGGAGAAUACCAGUGACUCCGGCAUCAGCUGUGAGGAAACCUCAUCCGAAGCUUACAGCUCUCGUAUCUCAACUGCAGAGGCUAACACACUCCGAAAAGAGCGUAUUGUUCUGCUUUUUCUAAGCCAUUGGAAGAAAUCGGCUUACACACCUUCCUUGAAACUCCUAGCUAGGAAGACUGCAGAUACCAAACAACCUGGAAAGGUAGGACUAAUGGAUGUGAUGACAGAAGUCAAAAAGCAGCAGACUCCCAUGCAGAAGCUUCCAAUGGAAAUGAGCAGACUUGGGCAUUUAGUUCAACAGAGAUGCACUAUCAAGAACCUGAUCAGUCGCUGGAAGGAUAUUAUCUCUCUUGUACCAUCCCGUCAGAUCAGGCGCCUCAAUCACCAGCACACAAUAUAUUCUCCAGAGCAAUUUCUGCCAUAUGUCAAUGGCAAACCCAUAAAUUACAACAGCUUAACUCUCGAUCUCUUCAUGCUUGGCUAUUUCCACAUCCUGGAGCUGGAUCUCUCUGCGGAAGAGCGGAAGGCAAGACAUCUUCUUUGCUUUGAAGUGUUUGACCACUUGGGCAGCCAUCCGUGGGAUACCGUGCGUGCUUUCCAUAAAGCAGUGAUUAAUGAGAUUGCUGCAGGCAAACGAAGCUGGAAAGAUAAUUUCGAAGAUAUUAAGAUCAGAUUCUUUGGAAACAGCGAGGCCUCUGCUAAGAAUCCGGGACUCACCAAAUCAUCGGCAGAAAGAGUAUCCAAAAUAAGAGUCCCAAACUUGGCCGUUAAGCAGGAAGAAUGUAUCCCAGAAACAUAUUGUGAACUAGGCCACUUUAGCAAUGAUGACAUCUGUAGAUACAUUGACAGGAGUUUUGCUUUCUGGAAAGAAAAAGAAGCAGAAAUCUUUAGCUUUGAACGAUCAGACUCUUAACACUAGCAACGUUUAUUUGUGGAUAGGAGUGAAAUACAGAAUGUACUACUGAGAAGUCUGCUUGAGGCAAUAUGGAAUAUAGCAUGGACUAAGGAGACAUAACUUGCUUGUUUUGUGAUUUGCCAUUUGCUAGAUUUGUGAGCUAAGUCAGACUUUGAAAAUGUUGCUUUUUUGUACCACAUUUCUAAGAAACUCCUAAUAGCAGGUUGGCAGUGGGACUCUGGUAGCUGUAAUCUGAAAAAGCUCUGCUACUAAGUUAUGGUGGCAACCUCUUAAUUGCAGAGCAGCGGCUGGAGAAGGGAAGGAAAUAUUUAAUCCUUCCAGUGAAAUUUAUUUAAAUCCCUUAUUCUUCCUCAAAAAGCCAGAACAGUUUCUAGCCAAUUGCUUUGCCCCUCCUCCAUAAGACCCCCGAGACUGAAUCUUGAAAACUUGGAUUUGGAACUCUAUAGUGGGUAAUUAUGAAGGAAUAACAACAACAACAACAACAACAACAACAACUUUAGUCUUGUAUCCCGCUACCAUCUCCCCGAAGGGACUCGGGACGGCUAUACACGGCACAAAGUGCCAAAAACAGAACAUAAAAUUAAACACCAUUUAAAAAUACAUUUGAAAAACAUAUAGACAUAUUAAACAACAACUUAAAACUCAAUUAAAACAGUACUGAUCAACCUGUGGCAGUAAGCUACCUGUUAACAUUGCCUGGCUGUAAAACGAUCGGACAGGGAGUGGGAUAAGUACAAAGCCGGCAAAUGAGGCAUAGGAGACCUGCCCCUCCCUUAAUACCAUUAUUACCCCUGGCGGGAAGGAGGAUUGUCAGGACCUCAUUAUACAUGCGUGCAGUGCGAUUAGUUGACCUCUAAAUAGGAGAUGAAUAGCCAUGUGUGAUAUUAGGGUUUUUCUCUUUCAUGUUUGUUGUUCUUAACUAUUAUGUUCUGACAAUGGAUAGAGUUGGACACUGGGGAAUUGUCAGGUGUGUACUGAAAAGUAGUAAUCUGACCCUGCCUGGAAGUUAAAUUUACAUAUUUAAAUAAUUUUGAGCCUUACAGUUCACAAACUGCAAAGAUUUCAGUUUCCUAGGCUCUUCUCAAUAUGUAUCAUGAAACAAUUUAUAUGGGUGCUUCUACUGUGUGGCAGUUUUCAUGCAGAUACUUUUCUACAAUGCUUUCAAAGAGUCCGUUACAUUUACCUGGCCACCUUUUCAAUGAGUCAUUCAAUUAUUAUUUAUUUAUUGACUAUAUUUAUAGUAUAUUUAUAUUUAUAGGUUGAGCUGCUGAACUUGCUGACUGAAAGGUCAGCGGUUUGAAUCUGGGGAGCGGGGUCAGCUCCCACUAUAGCUCCAGCUUCUACCAACUUAGCAGAUCCAAAACAUGCAAAUGUGAGUAGAUCAAUAGGUACCACUCCUGUGGGAAGGUAACAGCGCUCCAUGCAGUCAUGCCGGUCACAUGACCUUGGAGGUGUCUACGGACAAUGCUGGCUCUUCGGCUUAAAAAUGGAGAUGAGCACCAACCCCCAGAGUCGGAUACAACUAGACUUAAUGUCAGGGGAAAACGUGUACCUUUAUCUACUAUAUUUAUAUCCCACUCUUCUAACCCCAAAGGACUCAAGGUGGCUUACACAUAGGCAACAAUUCAAUGCCUUAAAAACAAUGUACAAUUAAAUAAACAUUAAAAUUAAAAUACAUUGAAGCAUUUAAAAACAUUACAGUCACUAUUAAAGCCACUAUUAAAAAGUGUUUGUUAGAAGUUUCUGUUUUCAUUAUAAUGCAUCAAUAAUGUGAUCCAACCAAAAUAUGUUAACAAAUAUUUCUCUUUUACUACUUGUCUUCAAAAUCUAUACUAGUCUGUACACUUCAUGAACUAAACAACUGAAUAUAAAUAUUUCAUUUUGUUUUUAAAAACAUUUGCUUUCUUUUUUAAAUUAUUUAAUGUUGUUUCUCUCUGUACGAGCAAGAAGUCUUAUCUUGAAAAAAAUGCUAAAGGAA
Messenger RNA from Anolis carolinensis (green anole), 9065 nucleotides. It is a transcript of the gene espnl, whose product is annotated as espin like. Lineage: Eukaryota; Metazoa; Chordata; Lepidosauria; Squamata; Anolidae. The record is from RefSeq and is a predicted model, not a curated record. Gene Ontology annotation, cellular component: cytoplasm. Gene Ontology annotation, biological process: actin filament bundle assembly. The transcript is spliced from 10 exons. Gene Ontology annotation, molecular function: actin filament binding. Bases 4034 to 7084 code for a protein of 1016 amino acids.